Molecule: messenger RNA, 1984 nt
Organism: Canis lupus familiaris (dog)
Lineage: Eukaryota; Metazoa; Chordata; Mammalia; Carnivora; Canidae
Gene: PYCR3
Product: pyrroline-5-carboxylate reductase 3
Exons: 6
Coding region: 31-864 (277 amino acids)
Biological process (GO): L-proline biosynthetic process
Molecular function (GO): pyrroline-5-carboxylate reductase activity
Source: RefSeq, a predicted model, not a curated record
GGCGGGGCCAGGUCAGGCCGCGGUGAAGACAUGGCGGCGGCGGCGGCGCUUGGUCCGGGUCCGCUCCGCGUGGGCUUUGUGGGCGCGGGACGUAUGGCCGAGGCCAUCGCGCAGGGCUUCAUCCGAGCAGGAAAAGUAGAAGCUCAGCACAUAGUGGCCAGUGCACCGAGUGACAGGAACCUCUGCCACUUCCAGGCUCUGGGCUGCCAGACCACCCACUCCAACCAGGAGGUUCUGCAGAGCUGCUUGCUGGUCUUCUUUGCUACCAAGCCCUAUGUCCUGCCAGCUGUCCUGGCAGAGGUGGCCUCUGUGGUAACCACUGAGCACAUCUUGGUGUCUGUGGCUGCUGGAGUGUCUCUGAGCACCCUGGAGGAGCUGCUGCCGCCGACCACACGGGUGCUACGAGUCUCACCCAACCUGCCCUGCUUGGUUCAGGAGGGGAGUGUGGUGAUGGCGCGGGGCCGCCACGCUGGAAGCAGCGAGGCCAAGCUUUUGCAGACCCUGCUGGAGGCCUGCGGGCAGUGCGAGGAGGUGCCUGAGGCCCACAUGGACAUCCACACCGGCCUCAGUGGCAGCGGUGUGGCCUUUGUGUGUACCUUCUCCGAAGCCCUGGCCGAAGGUGCCAUCAAGAUGGGCAUGCCCAGUGGCCUGGCCCACCGCAUUGUUGCUCAGACCCUGCUGGGGACAGCCAAGAUGUUGCAGCAGAAGGAACAGCACCCGGCUCAGCUGCGGACAGACGUGUGCACGCCGGGCGGCACCACCAUCUAUGGGCUCCACGCCCUGGAGCAGGGGGGGCUGCGGGCAGCCACCAUGAGCGCCGUGGAGGCUGCCACGUGCCGGGCCAGGGAGCUCAGCAAGAAGUAGGGAAAGGCCCUGGACGUGGGCUGCCCCGGCCCCUCCUCCCCGCCCCUUCCCGAGGACUGCAGCCCUCCCACCAUGCAGGGGCUUCUUGCCUGCCCCCAUCCCGAGCUCCACAUGAGGAAGUGGGAAGGGACAGGACUGGAGGGGCUCACAGGCGGUGGCCCACCAUCAUGGGUGACUCGGGGUUGUGGGGCCUGAGCGUGAGCACUGCUGGCGGCUGCGGGGCAGGAGCAGGGCAGCUGCUGGGGCAUCGGUAGCCUUUCCAACAGCUACAUAACUGCAGCCAGCUCACGGGGUGGGGGACGUGGAGACUGGCUCCUCAGUGAAGCCAGCAGGGGUCUUGCCCCUGGGUUGACCUGCCAUGGGGUGGGGCCACCCACGGGGAGCUGGGCCCCGACCCCGCCAGCCUCUGAGAAGAAAACACAGCUGGCCACUCUUUCUCUGGCUGAGGAGCUGAGGGUCCUUCCCCUGGGGAGCCCACCCCAACAGAGGCCCGGGCCCAGGGUUUGCGCAGCACUGGUCGGCAGCAGGUCCCUGAAGGGCCCCGCUGGCUGCAGAGCCAGGACUUGGCUUCAGCUGGGUGUGGGCCCCCUCCCCCAGCUAAGCUCCAGGCAAGUGGCAGGUGGAGCCGGCCGUGACGACCCUUCCAUGGGUCGUCCUGGCGGGUCUCCUGGCCUGGCCUCCGACUACUAGACAUGGCUCUUCAGCACAUCCCUGAAUGGAGCAACCGGCCGGGAAAGCCAGGAACUCAGGUCCCCAACCAAAGGCACGAUCUCCCCGCCCACCCUGCCCCCGAGGUUCACCGGAGCCUCCCCACCCUACAAAGGCCCUGAAGUGCCGUACCAGCAUAUGCUGAGACGAGGCCAGCCACGCGAGAGCCAGGCUGCCCCCAGUGGACCAGCUGAGACUUGAAGCCAAUCCGUCCCAUCCGUAGCUGGCUGAUGGCACCCCUGCUGCAGUGCUCUUCGUGCUCAGGCCCCUGCCCCCAUCCCGAGCCUCCAGCCCGUCCUCCCCCUUCCAUCCUUCGUUAGCCAUUUGGCCCUUCCACCUGUUAGGCCAGCCUGAGGCCACGUCCACACCUGAUGUAUCCGUGAGAUGGGAAUAAAGACACUGUCCAGUAGCA